AUGGGCAAUUCAAGUGAGGAAGAGUAUAAUGCAUUCUUGGAGAAGGUUAAAAGGACAAUUUAUGUGGAUAACUUGGCACCCCAAGUUACUGAAUCUGUGAUGAGAACUGCUUUUAAUCAGUUUGGGUAUGUGAAGAGUGUUCAGUUCAUCCCUGUCUAUCUCGAACCCAAGAACGCGCCAAAAUCUGCUCUUGUGGAGAUGGAAAACCCAAAACAGGCCGCGGGUAUCAUUGAGGAGAUGGGGAAAUUACCUUUCAUGAUAUUAGGGAUGCCACGGCCUGUUAGGGCGUCUGCUGCUCGACUGGAGAUGUUCGAUGAUCGUCCCAGAAAGCCUGGGCGCAAAAUCAUUUGUCGUUGGUUGGACCCUAAGGAGCCUGAGUUCGAGGUAGCGAAGAAACUCAAGGCUGCAGUGGGAAGACAUGCUGGAGAAGCAUUAACAGUGCUCGAGGCGCAACGAGCAGAGGAAUAG
Molecule: messenger RNA, 468 nt
Organism: Salvia splendens (bonfire salvia)
Lineage: Eukaryota; Viridiplantae; Streptophyta; Magnoliopsida; Lamiales; Lamiaceae
Exons: 2
Coding region: 1-468 (155 amino acids)
Molecular function (GO): RNA binding
Source: RefSeq, a predicted model, not a curated record